UUCUCGAGUCGUGAAUAAUUAUUUUAGUCAACAUGAUCCCGUCGUUGGGAUCAGCCUCCUCACUUUGGAUGCUCAUCCUGCUGCUUCUGGUGGCACUUUCUGCUGUGUCCUCGAAUUGCUGCACUUGUCCAUCCACCCGCUGCAGCAUUCCCCAGUGGCCUUGUUGCAACAAGAAGUCCAAGUGGUGGAACUCGGUUUUCGGCUAGGAAUAAAAAUCAAUAAUCAGCAAAAUAACUAGUGGUUAGUACUUAAUUACUUAGUGCUAAGAAAUGUGCCAAAAUACCAAAGGGCAGAAUAUUUCUUGUUAAAAAAACAAGUUCAAAAUGGGCAAGAAUGAAUUAUAACUUAUAAAUUAAAUUAUUUGCUUAAAAUAAAUCUAUACUAAUAUUAUAAAGAGGUAA
Drosophila ficusphila is the source of this 401-nucleotide messenger RNA. RefSeq lists its product as uncharacterized. The record is from RefSeq and is a predicted model, not a curated record. Lineage: Eukaryota; Metazoa; Arthropoda; Insecta; Diptera; Drosophilidae. The transcript has a single exon. The coding region runs from base 33 to 206 and encodes 57 amino acids.